AAAAAUAUCACAUAUUGAUAGUGUUUCAAUAAAAAGAUUGACAUUAAUCAACAGUUGUAAUAUUUGAAAUAUUUUCUCAUUACAUUUCAAACAAAAAAACAUUGAUAUUUUACAUAUAUACAAAAACUUUACCUAACCUAUAAUCAGACAAAAUUGUAAGACUAAUAUCUUCAUUUAAAAUUUGUACAACAUAAUUUAUCAUAAUAUAAGAAAUUUCUCAAUUGUCAAGCAAAUUGAAUUUUGUAUUAGAAUCAAAUGAUAUUAAUAAGAAGUCCCUUAUUAUUGUCCUAGUAUUAUUUUAAUAUACAUAAGAAUAUAUAAAGUUAUUUAUUGAAAUAAUGCAAUAUAAUAAUAACAGUAUUAACUUAUUUAUAAAUAGUAUAUAUGUUGUUGUGGAUUUAACUUUUGUUUAACAUAUCUCAAUUAUCAAUAGCAUAUUAUCAUAUACUUAAUAAUUAUUUAUAGUAUUGUUUACGGUAUAGUAACUAUGAUUAUACUCCAUUGUAUUCGUUAUAAUUAUCGACGAAUUCGUAAACAUACUUCUAAUAAUUGACUUCGUAAAAUUCUUCUGAAUCAUACCGCGAAUGAAUAUAUAAUAAUUAUUAACUCAUUAAUUUUACUUAAUUAAUUAAUUAAUUCUAUCAUAGAAAUUGACGUUUUACAUUUGAUACAACAAAAUUUAUGUUAUUUUUUUAUUUUCUUUUUUAAAAGAUCAUGUUUCUUUCUUAUAAGAAUAUCCUUAUACUCAUGUAAAAUGCUAUAUUAUAAAUUUAUAUGUUGAAAUUUUUUUCUAAUCAUUGCUCUUUGAUUAUGCAUGUAGAGAGUUAAGGUUAUCCAUUACACUUUUCGUUCGAAGCGUGUGCGACUACAGCGACAGGUGCGGACAAAAUGUUAACUACAAGCGACAGGUGUGAACAAAAUGUCAACUAUAUAAGAUAUAGUUUUGGACAAAAUAAUAUUAUUACGUUGUCUUUCAUAGUGAUCACGGACAAAUGUAUUAGAAAAUAAUAUAUAUAAUUGACAGAUAUAAUAAUUAAUAUAUAAAUAGACGACAAAAAUGACAUAAUUUCGUCGAAUGUUCCGUCUAAAUUAAUCAGUGAAUACUUAUAUUUAUUAUAUUAUUUCAAUAUAAAUGAUAAUAUAAUUAUUUCAUUUAAUAUAAACUAACAAUAAUAAUAAUAGUGAUCUUCAAGUAUAAAGCUCAAAUAAAAGUUCAUUUUUGAUAGUUUUGAUAAACGUCGUCUUUCAAUUAUUCAAAAUUCAUCCGUCUUUUGACUCGAACGUGAAAUUAAAUACGAGAGCUUCCGGUUUUUCAAUUUCAAAUUUUAUUCCUUCGACGAAGUUAGCAGCGAUAGAUAUUAGCAACUAUUAGUAACGUCAACAAUGUUCGAUUUUGUUUAUCUCGUUGUGUAAAAUAAAUUGUUUCGAAUUAAUUAGAUCGAUAAGAUAUUCCUUUGAAAAAAAUUGUUUGUCCUAUUACCGAUUUUUUUUCUUUUUCAUUAAAAAGACGAUCCUUAAAAUUGAAACUCAUUAAUUAUUCUUCCAUGGCUGGAGAAUUGCAGAAACAUGGAGUUAUUCCCGAUGUUAUUGAUAAAGUACCAGCAGCCGUAUUGGAAGUGGUCUAUCCCAAUAAUGUCGUCGUUGAAAUUGGUAAAGUUUUAACACCCACACAAGUUAAGGAUCAACCUAUGGUCAAGUGGACUGGCGAUUCCGACACUUUUUAUACUCUUUGUAUGACAGAUCCCGAUGUACCAAGUAGAAAGGAUCCCAAAUUGCGAGAAUUGCAUCAUUGGUUAAUUGGUAAUAUACCUGGUAACGACAUUAGCAAAGGUGAAAUUCUCUCCGAAUAUAUUGGCUCUGGUCCACCAAAAGGAACUGGUCUUCAUCGUUUUGUUUUCCUUCUAUAUAAGCAACCCAAAAAAUUAACUUUCGAUGAGAAACGUUUAACAAAUAAAAGCAACGAACACCGUGGACAAUUUUCUAUUAAGAAAUUCGCAAAAAAAUACAACCUUGGCGAUCCUAUUGCUGGGAACAUGUAUCAAGCUGAAUACGAUGAUUAUGUGCCAAUUUUGCAUAAGCAACUUGGUGGUUCUAUCUUCUAAUAAAUAAAUAUCAAUAAGAAACUAUUAAAAAAAAAAAAAAAAAAGGAAAAAAAAAGAACUAAAAAAAGAAA
Messenger RNA from Vespa crabro (European hornet), 2173 nucleotides. Its product is annotated as protein D2-like. Bases 1545 to 2102 code for a protein of 185 amino acids. The record is from RefSeq and is a predicted model, not a curated record. The transcript is spliced from 2 exons. Lineage: Eukaryota; Metazoa; Arthropoda; Insecta; Hymenoptera; Vespidae.